Striga asiatica is the source of this 576-nucleotide messenger RNA. The record is from the annotation of a GenBank genome assembly. NCBI's taxonomy places the organism in Eukaryota, Viridiplantae, Streptophyta, Magnoliopsida, Lamiales, Orobanchaceae.
AUGACAAGCAGCUUUAUUUAUAAGGAGAGAAUGAAAGCUCUUUACCACACCAACCCUAUGGUUCCGAAUAGGUGCAGCUUGAUGCUGACUCGGUCGAUUGAUGCCCGACUGCCUGUGGUCUGGUGGGCCCGUAGCGUGCGUGAAGUGAUGGUGGCAAUAGGGCUGCCGGCCCGCAGGAGCACCGAGUUGCUGGAGAGGCUCGACGAUGAUCGGCCCGUGAUUGUUGUGCGUAUUCACGAGAGAGCCACCAUUGACUCUGCACGCCACAGUUUCUCUGAAAAGAAUCCCGCCUACGGGACCCUCGCUCGCUGGGGUCUAGUGCACUCCUCCUGCAUGCUUUCUUCCUUCUGCGUUGUCAGCGUCGGGGAUUUGGUCGGAAACAGCGGGGGUGCUCGGGGCUUCGUUUGCUUUGGUGGGCCGCUUGGGUUCUUCUUGGAUGAAGAAGACGGAGGUGUCAACGCGGUGGGGUGGGAUUUCUUGCUACCGCGGCGGCGGGGGCUGAGGGAGUCUCGCCGGAUGAGAAUUUGGGGGUUCGUAAUUUGUGGGGGAAUUAGGGUUUCGGGGAGAAGAAUUUGA